AUGGAGGUUUGCAGAAUGGCGUCUGAUUACUCAAGGACGUGUGCUAGCCCAGACAGUAUUCAGACUGGUGAUGCCCCCAUUGUCUCGGAAACCUGUGAGGUUUAUGUCUGGGGGAGCAACAGCAGCCAUCAGCUGGUGGAAGGCACACAGGAGAAAAUACUGCAGCCCAAACUGGCUCCCAGUUUCUCCGAUGCUCAGACUAUUGAAGCUGGACAAUACUGCACUUUUGUUAUUUCUACGGAUGGCUCUGUCAGAGCUUGCGGUAAAGGCAGCUAUGGGAGACUGGGCCUUGGAGAUUCUAAUAAUCAGUCCACUUUAAAAAAGUUAACAUUUGAACCUCACAGGUCCAUUAAAAAGGUUUCAUCUUCUAAAGGAUCUGAUGGUCACACCUUAGCUUUUACAACAGAAGGAGAAGUCUUCAGUUGGGGAGAUGGUGAUUAUGGGAAACUGGGACAUGGAAAUAGUUCAACACAGAAAUAUCCCAAGCUUAUUCAGGGCCCUCUGCAGGGAAAGGUAGUUGUUUGUGUGUCUGCUGGGUACAGACAUAGUGCUGCUGUCACAGAGGAUGGUGAAUUAUACACAUGGGGUGAAGGAGACUUUGGAAGACUAGGUCACGGAGACAGUAAUAGCCGUAACAUUCCAACAUUAGUAAAAGACAUUAGCAAUGUAGGAGAGGUUUCUUGUGGCAGUUCACAUACUAUUGCUUUGUCUAAAGAUGGGAGAACUGUAUGGUCUUUUGGAGGAGGAGACAAUGGCAAACUUGGCCAUGGAGAUACUAACAGAGUGUAUAAACCUAAAGUUGUUGAAGCUUUACAAGGAAUGUUCAUUCGCAAAGUUUGUGCUGGAAGCCAGUCUUCACUUGCUUUAACAUCAACAGGGCAGGUCUAUGCUUGGGGCUGUGGAGCUUGUCUAGGUUGUGGUUCUUCAGAAGCUACUGCUUUGAGACCCAAGCUUAUUGAAGAACUGGCUGCCACAAGAAUAGUUGAUAUUUCUAUUGGAGACAGUCAUUGUUUGGCUCUUUCUCAUGAUAAUGAAGUUUAUGCCUGGGGCAAUAACUCAAUGGGGCAAUGUGGCCAAGGAAAUUCCACAGGUCCUAUUACUAAGCCAAAAAAAGUGAGUGGCUUAGAUGGCAUAGCUAUUCAGCAGAUCUCUGCUGGAACAUCACAUAGUCUGGCAUGGACUGCUCUUCCUAGGGAUAGACAAGUUGUUGCAUGGCACCGACCUUAUUGUGUAGAUCUUGAAGAGAGUACCUUCUCACACCUGCGUUCUUUUCUUGAGAGAUACUGUGAUAAAAUAAACAGUGAGAUUCCCCCACUCCCUUUCCCUUCAUCAAGGGAACACCACAAUUUCCUCAAGCUGUGCCUGAAGCUGCUUUCAAAUCACCUUGCUCUUGCACUUGCGGGAGGGGUAGCUACCAGCAUUCUUGGGAGACAGGCAGGUCCACUUCGAAAUUUGCUUUUCAGACUGAUGGAUUCAACUGUCCCAGAUGAAAUUCAAGAGGUGGUAAUUGAAACUCUGUCAGUGGGAGCAACCAUGCUAUUACCUCCAUUACGAGAACGUAUGGAAUUGCUUCAUUCUCUUUUACCCCAAGGACCUGAUAGAUGGGAAAGCUUAUCUAAAGGACAGAGAAUGCAACUGGAUAUCAUUUUGACAAGUUUGCAAGAUCAUACCCAUGUAGCUUCCUUACUUGGCUAUAGCUCACCUUCUGAUGCUGCUGACCUCUCUUCUGUGUGUACUGGCUAUGGAAAUCUGUCAGAUCAACCUUAUGGCACUCAGAGCUGCCAUCCAGACACUCAUCUGGCUGAAAUUUUGAUGAAGACUCUCUUAAGAAAUUUAGGAUUUUAUACAGAUCAAGCCUUUGGAGAGCUAGAAAAGAAUAGUGAUAAAUUUCUACUUGGAACAUCAUCUUCGGAAAACAGUCAGCCUGCUCAUCUUCAUGAACUCCUGUGUUCACUGCAGAAACAGCUGCUGGCAUUUUGCCAUAUCAAUAACAUUAGUGAGAACUCAAGCAGCGUGGCGCUGCUUCAUAAACAUCUUCAGCUCUUGUUGCCUCAUGCCACAGAUAUUUAUUCACGCUCUGCAAAUUUGCUCAAAGAAAGUCCUUGGAAUGGCAGCGUUGGAGAAAAAUUAAGAGAUGUGAUAUACGUCUCAGCUGCAGGCAGUAUGCUUUGCCAGAUUGUUAACUCUCUACUGUUACUCCCCGUGUCAGUGGCACGGCCUCUGUUGAGUUACCUCCUCGACUUGUUGCCACCUCUUGAUUGCCUUAAUAGACUCCUGCCUGCUGCCGCUCUUUUAGAAGACCAAGAGUUACAGUGGCCUCUUCAUGGAGGGCCAGAACUGAUUGAUCCUGCUGGCAUGCCGUUACCUCAGCCAGCCCAGUCCUGGGUGUGGCUUGUGGAUCUGGAAAGAACAAUUGCUCUCCUUAUUGGGCGGUGUCUUGGUGGUAUGCUUCUGGGCUCCCCUGUGUCUCCAGAGGAACAGGACACUGCAUAUUGGAUGAAAACACCACUUUUUAGUGAUGGUGUAGAAAUGGACACCCCUCAGUUAGAUAAAUGUAUGAGUUGCCUGUUAGAAGUAGCUCUUUCAGGCAACGAAGAACAGAAGCCUUUUGAUUACAAACUGCGGCCUGAAAUUGCUGUGUAUGUAGACUUGGCAUUGGGUUGUUCAAAAGAGCCUGCGAGAAGCCUUUGGAUCAGCAUGCAGGAUUAUGCUGUUAGUAAAGAUUGGGACAGUGCAACUUUAAGUAAUGAGUCACUCUUGGACACUGUGUCUAGAUUUGUUCUUGCAGCACUUCUGAAACACACAAAUUUACUUAGCCAAGCAUGUGGAGAAAGCCGAUAUCAACCUGGUAAAAGCUUAUCAGAAGUGUACCGUUGUGUGUACAAAGUUCGAAGUCGUUUACUUGCUUGCAAGAACCUUGAACUUAUUCAGACCAGGUCAUCAUCACGAGACAGAUGGGUCUCGGAAAACCAAGACUCUGCAGAUGUUGAUCCUCAGGAGCAUUCAUUUACCCGGACCAUUGAUGAAGAAGCUGAAAUGGAAGAACAGGCUGAGCGAGACCGGGAGGAGGGGCAUCCUGAGCCAGAGGAUGAAGAAGAAGAACGGGAACAUGAAGUGAUGACAGCCGGCAAAAUCUUUCAGUGUUUCCUCUCAGCCCGUGAAGUAGCUCGUAGCCGAGAUCGAGAUAGAAUGAACAGUGGGGCAGGGUCUGGGGCUCGAGCUGAUGAUCCACCUCCUCAGUCUCAGCAAGAGCGAAGGGUCAGCACAGACCUUCCUGAGGGUCAGGAUGUAUACACUGCUGCCUGCAAUUCUGUGAUCCAUCGGUGUGCCCUGUUAAUAUUAGGAGUAAGUCCUGUGAUUGAUGAGCUUCAGAAGCGAAAGGAAGAAGGACAGUUGCAGCAGCCUUCAACAAGUGCCUCUGAAGGGGGUGGACUUAUGACCAGGAGUGAAAGUCUUACUGCAGAGAGCCGGCUAGUCCACGCAAGUCCAAAUUAUAGACUGAUCAAAUCAAGGAGUGAAUCUGAUUUGUCUCAGCCUGAAUCAGAUGAAGAGGGUUACGCACUGAGUGGAAGACGAAAUGUUGAUUUGGAUUUGGCAUCAUCUCAUAGAAAGAGAGGUCCUUUGCACAGUCAGUUGGAAUCCCUGAGUGACUCUUGGGCUCGCCUGAAACAUAGCAGAGACUGGUUAUGCAACUCCUCUUACUCCUUCGAGUCUGAUUUUGAUCUGACCAAGUCUUUGGGAGUUCACACUUUGAUUGAAAAUGUUGUGAGCUUUGUGAGUGGAGACGUGGGGAAUGCCCCAGGUUUUAAGGAACCGGAGGAAAGUAUGUCUACAAGUCCCCAGGCCUCCAUCAUCGCGAUGGAGCAGCAGCAGUUAAGGGCAGAACUUCGUUUAGAAGCACUUCACCAGAUCCUCGUUCUCUUGUCUGGGAUGGAGGAAAAAGGUAGCAUCUCUGUGGCAGGAAGCAGGUCAAGCUCAGGCUUCCAGUCAUCCACACUGCUCACAUCUGUGAGGCUGCAGUUUCUAGCAGGGUGUUUUGGUUUAGGCACUGUGGGACAUGUAGGAGCCAAAGGAGAGAGUGGCCGAUUGCAUCACUAUCAGGAUGGGAUCAGAGCGGCUAAAAGAAAUAUUCAGAUUGAAAUCCAGGUGGCCGUGCAUAAGAUUUAUCAACAAUUGUCUGCUACCCUAGAGAGAGCUCUGCAAGCAAACAAGCAUCACAUUGAAGCCCAGCAACGUCUCCUCUUGGUUACAGUUUUUGCCCUGAGUGUUCACUAUCAACCAGUGGAUGUUUCUUUGGCAAUUUCCACUGGUCUGCUAAACGUAUUGUCGCAGUUAUGUGGCACAGACACCAUGCUGGGACAGCCUCUGCAGUUGUUGCCAAAGACAGGGGUUUCCCAGCUUAGCACAGCUUUAAAAGUGGCUAGUACAAGAUUGCUGCAGAUUCUAGCCAUCACUACAGGGACUUAUGCUGAUAAACUGAGCCCCAAAGUAGUUCAGUCCUUGUUGGACCUACUCUGUAGUCAGUUGAAGAAUUUGUUAUCCCAAGCUGGUGUCCUCCUUAUGGCCUCUUUUGGAGAAGGGGAAGGAGAAGAGGGUGAAGAAGAAGAAAAAAAAGUUGACUCCAGUGGAGAAACUGAGAAGAAAGACUUCAGAGCUGCUCUUAGGAAACAACAUGCAGCCGAACUGCAUCUGGGGGAUUUUUUAGUUUUUCUUCGCAGAGUUGUAUCUUCAAAAGCAAUUCAAUCAAAAAUGGCUUCCCCAAAAUGGACAGAAGUGCUUCUAAAUAUAGCAUCUCAGAAGUGUUCUUCAGGUAUUCCUCUAGUUGGUAACCUAAGAACGAGGCUCCUUGCACUUCACGUCCUUGAGGCUGUGCUACCAGCUUGUGAAUCUGGUGUAGAAGAUGAUCAAAUGGCUCAGGUUGUUGAACGCCUCUUUUCCCUUCUGUCGGACUGUAUGUGGGAGACACCCAUUGCUCAGGCCAAACAUGCUAUUCAGAUAAAGGAAAAAGAACAAGAAAUAAAGUCACAGUUCAUCUUCCCAACUUUUUGGUCGCCUAGUGAUACUCCAUUGUAUAAUCUGGAACCCUGUGAACCACUGCCUUUUGAUGUGGCGCGAUUCCGAGGCCUGACGGCUUCUGUGUUGCUGGACCUCACAUAUCUGACUGGUAUUCACGAAGACAUGGGCAAACAGAGCACCAAGCGACAUGAAAAGAAACACCGACAUGAGUCUGAGGAGAAAGGGGAUGUUGAGCAGAAAACCGAGAGUGAAUCUGCUGUAGAUACGCGAGCAGGCUUAACAUCUGAUGAUGUCAAAAGUCAGGGUACCACAGCCUCCAAAUCAGACAACGAAAUAGCUUCAUUUUCUUUAGAUCCAACACUGCCAAGUGUGGAAUCCCAACAUCAGAUAACAGAAGGAAAAAGAAAAAAUCACGAACACAUAUCCAAAAACCAUGACAUAGCCCAGUCGGAAAUCCGAGCAAUCCAGCUGUCCUAUCUCUACCUCGGUGCUAUGAAAUCACUUAGUGCUCUUCUUGGCUGUAGUAAAUAUGCUGAGCUGUUGCUGAUACCAAAGGUUCUGGCUGAAAAUGGCCAUAACUCAGACUGUGCAAGCUCUCCAGUCGUUCAUGAAGAUGUGGAGAUGCGUGCAGCCUUGCAGUUCUUGAUGCGACACAUGGUGAAGCGAGCAGUCAUGCGGUCACCCAUAAAGAGAGCAUUGGGAUUAGCUGAUCUGGAACGAGCUCAAGCCAUGAUCUAUAAAUUAGUGGUCCAUGGGCUCUUGGAAGACCAGUUUGGGGGCAAAAUUAAGCAAGAAAUUGAUCAACAAGCUGAAGAAAGUGACCAAGCCCAGCAGGCACAGACGCCGGUUACCACUAGCCCAUCAGCCUCGAGCACAACUUCCUUUAUGAGCAGCUCACUGGAGGACACCACGACUGCCACCACUCCAGUCACUGACACAGAAACAGUACCUGCAUCUGAAUCCCCAGGAGUGAUGCCACUUAGUCUUCUCAGGCAAAUGUUCUCUAGUUACCCAACUACCACUGUACUUCCCACACGUCGUGCACAGACUCCUCCAAUAUCAUCGUUACCAACCUCUCCUUCUGAUGAAGUAGGAAGGAGGCAAAGCUUAACUUCUCCUGAUUCCCAGUCAGCAAGGCCGGCUAACCGCACAGCCUUGUCAGACCCCAGCAGUAGACUUUCAACUUCUCCUCCUCCUCCAGCAAUUGCAGUACCCUUGCUGGAAAUGGGGUUCUCUCUCCGGCAGAUUGCCAAAGCCAUGGAAGCCACAGGUGCUCGAGGAGAGGCUGAUGCCCAAAACAUCACUGUCCUUGCCAUGUGGAUGAUAGAGCACCCUGGGCAUGAGGAUGAGGAGGAGCCCCAGUCAGGCAGCACAGCAGACUCAAGGCACGGAGCAGCAGUCCUAGGCAGUGGUGGGAAGUCAAAUGACCCCUGUUAUUUGCAGUCACCAGGAGACAUCCCAUCAGCUGAUGCUGCUGAAAUGGAAGAAGGCUUUAGUGAAAGUCCUGAUAAUCUGGACCAUACAGAGAAUGCAGCUUCUGGAAGUGGACCACCAGCUAGGGGUCGCUCAGCAGUAACAAGAAGGCACAAGUUUGAUUUAGCUGCUCGCACAUUGCUAGCAAGAGCAGCGGGGUUAUACCGCUCUGUGCAGGCCCACAGGAAUCAAAGUCGGAGAGAAGGAAUAUCUUUGCAGCAAGACCCAGGGGCGCUGUAUGACUUUAAUUUAGAUGAGGAAUUGGAAAUUGAUCUUGAUGAUGAAGCGAUGGAAGCUAUGUUUGGACAAGACCUGACCAGUGACAAUGAUAUUCUGGGAAUGUGGAUCCCAGAGGUACUGGAUUGGCCUACCUGGCAUGUUUGUGAAUCUGAAGACAGGGAAGAAGUGGUGGUGUGUGAACUGUGUGAAUGCAGCGUCGUCAGUUUCAAUCAGCACAUGAAGAGAAAUCACCCUGGCUGUGGGCGCAGUGCAAACCGCCAGGGCUACCGCAGCAAUGGCUCCUAUGUGGAUGGCUGGUUUGGUGGUGAAUGUGGGAGUGGAAAUCCAUACUACCUGCUGUGUGGCAGCUGCAGGGAGAAGUACUUAGCCCUGAAGACCAAAUCCAAGACAACAACUUCUGAAAGGUACAAGGGACAAGCUCCAGAUCUAAUUGGCAAGCAGGACAGUGUGUAUGAAGAAGACUGGGACAUGUUGGAUGUUGAUGAAGAUGAAAAGCUAACGGGUGAAGAAGAAUUUGAAUUACUUGCUGGACCACUUGGUUUAAACGACCGACGCAUUGUACCAGAACCAGUUCAGUUCCCCGACAGUGAUCCCUUGGGAGCAUCGGUAGCAAUGGUAACUGCUACCAACAGUAUGGAAGAGACUCUGAUGCAAAUAGGUUGCCAUGGCUCUGUAGAAAAGAGUUCCUCUGGAAGAAUAACACUAGGUGAGCAGGCAGCUGCUUUAGCAAACCCUCAUGACCGGGUGGUGGCUUUAAGGAGAGUGACUGCGGCUGCUCAGGUUCUUCUGGCAAGAACCAUGGUAAUGAGAGCUCUGUCUCUUCUCUCAGUCAGUGGUUCCAGUUGUAGCCUGGCUGCUGGUCUUGAAUCUCUGGGGCUUACAGAUAUCCGAACCCUGGUUCGAUUAAUGUGCUUGGCUGCAGCAGGGAGAGCUGGCCUCUCCACCAGCCCUUCUGCCAUGGCCAGCCCCUCAGAACGCUCUCGAGGUGGGCACAGCAAGGCUAGUAAGCCCAUCUCUUGCCUGGCUUAUCUGAGCACAGCGGUGGGAUGUCUGGCAUCAAACACUCCUAGUGCUGCAAAACUCCUGGUGCAGUUGUGUACACAGAACUUGAUUUCUGCUGCAACAGGUGUAAAUCUAACCACAGUCGAUGAUCCAAUUCAGCGAAAGUUUCUACCCAGCUUUCUCCGAGGAAUUGCUGAAGAGAAUAAGCUUGUAACCUCCCCAAACUUUGUUGUAACUCAGGCCCUUGUGGCAUUACUAGCAGACAAGGGGGCCAAACUGAGACCUAACUAUGAUAAGUCAGAAGUUGAAAAAAAAGGCCCUCUGGAGCUGGCUAAUGCCCUGGCAGCCUGCUGCCUGUCCUCCAGGCUGUCCUCACAGCAUAGGCAAUGGGCUGCUCAACAGCUUGUGCGCACUCUUGCUGCACAUGACCGCGACAACCAAACUACUCCCCAAACACUCGCCGAUAUGGGAGGAGAUCUCAGAAAAUGCUCCUUUAUCAAGUUGGAGGCUCAUCAGAACAGAGUAAUGACUUGUGUUUGGUGUAAUAAAAAAGGACUCUUAGCUACAAGUGGCAAUGAUGGUACCAUCCGGGUGUGGAAUGUUACCAAGAAGCAAUAUUCCCUGCAACAAACCUGUGUGUUCAACAGAUUAGAAGGAGAUGCUGAGGAAAGCCUGGGGUCACCCAGUGAUCCAAGUUUCUCACCUGUUUCCUGGAGUAUCAGCGGCAAAUACCUAGCUGGGGCCUUGGAAAAGAUGGUGAAUAUUUGGCAAGUUAAUGGAGGAAAAGGAUUAGUAGAUAUUCAGCCUCAUUGGGUAUCUGCCCUGGCUUGGCCAGAGGAAGGUCCAGCUACAGCCUGGUCAGGAGAGUCUCCAGAAUUAUUGUUGGUGGGACGGAUGGAUGGAUCUCUAGGACUGAUUGAAGUUAUUGAUGUAUCAACCAUGCACCGUCGAGAAUUGGAGCAUUGCUAUCGAAAGGAUGUGUCUGUAACUUGCAUUGCUUGGUUCAGUGAAGAUAGACCAUUUGCAGUGGGAUAUUUUGAUGGAAAGUUGUUACUGGGAACAAAAGAACCACUUGAGAAAGGAGGCAUUGUUCUAAUUGAUGCACAUAAGGAUACUCUUGUUAGUAUGAAGUGGGACCCAACAGGUCAUAUUCUUAUGACAUGUGCCAAAGAAGAAAAUGUGAAACUCUGGGGGCCUAUUUCAGGAUGCUGGCGUUGUCUACAUUCACUCUGCCAUCCAUCUAUUGUAAACGGCAUCGCUUGGUGCAGCCUCCCAGGGAAAGGAUCCAAAUUGCAUUUACUGAUGGCUACUGGCUGUCAGAGUGGCUUAGUAUGUGUUUGGCGUAUUCCACAAGAUAUACAGCAGACCAGUGUGACUAGUUCAGAAGGAUGGUGGGACCAGGAGUCCAGUUGCCAGGAUGGAUAUAGGAAAUCGACCGGAGCCAAGUGUGUUUAUCAGCUGCGGGGACACAUCACCCCUGUCCGGACUGUUGCCUUUAGUUCUGAUGGGUUGGCCCUCGUGUCUGGUGGACUAGGUGGACUCAUGAACAUUUGGUCUUUAAGGGAUGGCUCUGUCUUGCAAACUGUUGUGAUAGGCUCUGGAGCUAUUCAGACCACAGUAUGGAUUCCAGAUGUUGGGGUAGCUGCUUGCUCAAAUAGAUCAAAGGAUGUUUUGGUCGUGAAUUGUACAGCAGAAUGGGCUGCCGCCAAUCACGUUUUAGCAACCUGUAGGACAGCACUGAAACAGCAGGGUGUUCUGGGAUUAAACAUGGCUCCCUGCAUGAGAGCGUUUCUGGAGCGGCUACCCGUGAUGCUUCAGGAGCAGUAUGCCUAUGAAAAGCCGCAUGUGGUUUGUGGUGAUCAGCUUGUUCAUAGCCCCUACAUGCAAUGUCUGGCUUCCCUUGCUGUGGGACUGCAUCUGGAUCAGCUGUUAUGUAACCCUCCAGUGCCACCACAUCACCAGAGCUGCCUCCCCGACCCAGCAUCCUGGAAUCCAAAUGAGUGGGCCUGGUUAGAAUGUUUCUCAACCACCAUAAAGGCUGCUGAAGCCCUGACCAAUGGAGCACAGUUUCCAGAAUCUUUUACUGUUCCUGAUCUAGAGCCUGUUCCAGAGGAUGAACUUCUAUUCCUAAUGGAUAACAGUAAAUGGAUUAAUGGCAUGGAUGAACAAAUUAUGUCUUGGGCAACUUCCAGACCUGAGGAUUGGCACCUGGGAGGUAAAUGUGAUGUCUACCUGUGGGGUGCUGGCAGGCAUGGACAGCUGGCAGAAGCAGGAAGAAAUGUAAUGGUCCCUGCAGCAGCUCCCUCAUUCUCACAGGCCCAACAGGUCAUAUGUGGUCAGAAUUGUACCUUUGUCAUCCAGGCCAAUGGCACAGUGUUGGCUUGUGGGGAAGGAAGUUAUGGCAGAUUGGGACAAGGAAAUUCAGAUGACCUUCAUGUGCUGACAGUUAUUUCAGCCCUACAAGGAUUUGUGGUGACCCAGCUGGUGACUUCUUGUGGUUCUGAUGGGCACUCAAUGGCCCUGACUGAAAGUGGAGAGGUCUUUAGCUGGGGAGAUGGUGAUUAUGGCAAACUCGGCCACGGGAACAGCGACAGGCAGCGGCGCCCCAGGCAGAUCGAGGCCUUACAAGGAGAAGAAGUGGUGCAGAUGUCUUGUGGCUUCAAGCACUCAGCAGUGGUAACUUCAGAUGGCAAACUGUUCACUUUUGGCAAUGGUGACUAUGGUCGUCUGGGUCUUGGAAACACCUCUAACAAAAAACUUCCAGAGAGAGUGACUGCACUGGAGGGAUAUCAGAUUGGACAGGUAGCAUGUGGCUUAAACCACACAUUGGCAGUAUCAGCUGAUGGCUCCAUGGUGUGGGCUUUUGGAGAUGGGGACUAUGGAAAGCUAGGCUUAGGAAAUUCCACUGCAAAAUCUUCCCCUCAGAAAGUUGAUGUCCUUUGUGGAAUUGGAAUAAAAAAGGUUGCUUGUGGAACUCAGUUUUCUGUUGCAUUGACCAAAGAUGGUCAUGUGUAUACCUUUGGUCAAGAUCGCUUGAUAGGCUUGCCAGAGGGGCGUGCUCGCAAUCACAAUAGACCACAGCAGGUCCCUGUCCUGGCUGGAGUGGUCAUCGAAGAUGUGGCAGUUGGAGCUGAGCACACACUUGCUUUGGCAUCAACUGGAGAUGUAUAUGCCUGGGGGAGCAAUUCAGAAGGGCAGCUUGGCUUAGGCCACACCAACCACGUUCGAGAACCCACCCUGGUAACAGUUUUGCAGGGGAAAAACGUUCGGCAGAUCUCAGCUGGCCGCUGCCACAGUGCUGCCUGGACAGCGCCGCCUGUCCCACCGAGGGCACCGGGUGUGUCCGUACCUCUGCAGCUGGGCCUGCCCGACGCCGUGCCGCCGCAGUAUGGGGCGCUCAGGGAGGUCAGCAUCCACACGGCGAGGGCCCGGCUCCGGCUGCUUUACCACUUCUCUGACCUCAUGUACUCGUCCUGGAGGCUCCUGAACCUCAGCCCUAACAACCAGAGCAGUACAUCCCAUUAUAAUGCCGGCACGUGGGGCAUCGUACAGGGGCAGCUUCGGCCUUUAUUAGCUCCAAGAGUCUACACCCUCCCGAUGGUGCGCUCCAUAGGAAAAACCAUGGUUCAAGGCAAAAACUAUGGACCUCAAAUUACUGUAAAGAGGAUAUCAACCAGAGGACGGAAGUGUAAGCCCAUCUUUGUUCAAAUAGCAAGACAAGUAGUUAAACUGAAUGCAUCAGACCUCCGUCUGCCCUCGCGAGCGUGGAAGGUGAAGCUGGUUGGAGAAGGGGCUGAUGACGCUGGGGGAGUGUUUGAUGACACUAUCACAGAGAUGUGCCAGGAACUUGAAACUGGUAUCGUUGACCUUCUUAUACCCUCUCCCAAUGCUACCGCAGAAGUGGGCUACAACCGGGAUAGGUUCCUUUUUAACCCCUCCGCCUGCCUUGAUGAACACUUAAUGCAGUUUAAGUUCUUGGGAAUUUUAAUGGGGGUUGCCAUUCGCACAAAGAAGCCUCUGGACCUCCACCUGGCCCCUCUGGUGUGGAAGCAGCUGUGCUGUGUCCCACUCAGCCUGGAAGACCUGGAGGAGGUGGAUCUGCUCUAUGUGCAGACCCUCAACAGCAUUCUUCACAUUGAAGACAGUGGGAUUACCGAGGAAAGUUUCCAUGAGAUGAUUCCUCUUGAUUCUUUUGUUGGCCAGAGCGCUGAUGGCAAAAUGGUUCCCAUAAUUCCAGGUGGAAAUAGUAUCCCACUGACAUUUUCCAACAGGAAGGAGUAUGUGGAGAGGGCCAUUGAAUAUCGACUUCAUGAGAUGGACCGACAGGUAGCUGCCGUCCGAGAAGGGAUGUCCUGGAUCGUUCCUGUGCCACUGCUGUCGCUCCUGACGGCCAAGCAGCUGGAGCAGAUGGUGUGUGGGAUGCCCGAGAUCUCCGUGGAAGUCCUGAAGAAAGUGGUGCGGUACCGGGAGGUUGAUGAGCAGCACCAGCUGGUACAGUGGUUCUGGCACACGCUGGAGGAGUUCUCCAAUGAGGAGCGCGUGCUUUUCAUGAGGUUUGUGUCUGGAAGAUCUCGACUCCCGGCCAACACUGCUGACAUUUCUCAGAGAUUUCAAAUCAUGAAGGUUGAUAGGCCUUACGACAGUCUGCCUACCUCACAGACCUGCUUCUUCCAGCUGCGGCUGCCCCCAUACUCAAGCCAGCUGGUCAUGGCCGAGCGCCUGCGCUACGCCAUCAACAACUGUCGCUCCAUCGACAUGGACAACUACAUGCUCUCGCGGAACGUGGACAACGCCGAGGGCUCGGACACCGACUACUGACCGUGCGCGGGGCCGCCGCCCCUUUUCUCAGUAACGCUCACUUCCAAUUUCAUGUGGACACACUUUGAUGGUAACUACAUAGAUGUUUAGGAACAUAAACCGACAUUAUAAACAGUGGCCACAUUUAGUUACUCUAAAUGUAACAAAGAAAUUAGAUGUUUUUAUUUUUCUGUGAUUGUACAAAAAAAAAGACGAAGUGCUCUCAGUCAGGUUUUUCCCUCCACAUUUUUGGUCACUUUUGAUAAGUUUGCAUGGAACCAUUUUGGUGCAUUUUUAGUUGGGAAUGGUACAUUUUUGUAAAUCCACCCAGUGAACAUGAAAUUGUACAUUGUGUAUAAUUGUUCAUUAGAAAGGACAGUUUUACAUGAAUAUUCAUAUAUUUAUUUUGUUUUAAUUUGAAUUGCCUGUGCAGGGUUCCUUAUGCAGAGAAAUAAAGCCAAUUCAGGAA
Messenger RNA from Leptonychotes weddellii (Weddell seal), 12997 nucleotides. Lineage: Eukaryota; Metazoa; Chordata; Mammalia; Carnivora; Phocidae. The record is from RefSeq and is a predicted model, not a curated record.